Leishmania mexicana MHOM/GT/2001/U1103 is the source of this 1335-nucleotide messenger RNA. RefSeq lists its product as hypothetical. The coding region runs from base 1 to 1335 and encodes 444 amino acids. Lineage: Eukaryota; Euglenozoa; Kinetoplastea; Trypanosomatida; Trypanosomatidae. The record is from RefSeq and is a predicted model, not a curated record. The transcript has a single exon.
AUGCUUCGUCGUCUGGGAAGCACGUUGUUCUGCAGCGUGACGCUGACGAACGGAACCGUCCUCAAGGGUGAUCUGAACCCGCAAAACCCCAAUCUCCUGCUCAAAGGCAUCACCAUCCUGCCCGACGGUCGUGUCUACAGCGGCUCAUACGACGCGACGUCUGGCUUCCCGCUGCCGGGGAGCCAGCUGGAGGAGGACGGCGAUCUCUACCGGGGCGAGUUCAACGCACAGUGGCAGCGUGAGGGGCGCGGCGAGGCGUGGCUGGCGGACGGCACCCAUUACGCGGGUGCCUUCAAGAAUGACGAAAUCACCGAGGGCGUGGUGCGCAUUCCGAACGGCACGACGGAAGUCGUUUUCGAGGGCACGCUGAGCGACGAGGCGUUCGUGAAGGGCAAGCUGACCCAAUCAGACUUUGUGUACGAGGGCGAGUUCUCAGACAAUGAACCUCACGGCAAAGGCAAACUCGUGUUUGCCACCGGUGCUAUGCAGGAGGGCACCUUUUUCCACGGCAAACUGCAUGGCCCAGACUGCAAGAUGAAGCUCGACGGCGGGUUCGUCUACGUUGGAGAGUUCCUCGACGGCCGGAUCCGCCGCGGCACCCUUUACACGCCCACGUACACAUAUGAGGGUGAAUUCAAUGAGCACGGCCGUGCUCACGGCGAGGGUGCGCAGACAUACCUCAUCAACGAGCCACGCCUCACCUUCACCGGCAUCUGGUCCAACGGCGCCUUGGUGCGUGGUGUGUGCAAGGACGAGUAUGGUAGCGCCGUGGACUGGCAGAACAAUGAUGAGUUGCAGGCCAAAGUGCUUGGCGGUGCGACGGGGAAGGGCACCGAGAGCGUGGGACUCAACAGCUACUGCAGCGCACGUAUGAAAGAGGCGGCGCAGCUGCACCGUGACAUGCAGCGCAGCUACGCAGAGGACGCGGAAGCCAUUGCUCAGUCGACCGGCCGCUUUCCCACAAAGAUGGAUCUCGGCUACGAGGGCAGCAUCGCGCACGAGAACGAGGCCGUGCUGCAAGCGCAGCAGCGGCAGAUGCAGGACAUCGAGCACUCCAGAGAGGUGCUGUCGGAUAGGGCAAAGGAGUUUGGCACCAUCGCCUCGGGUGCACGCGGCAACAUCAUUGGAGAGAUCAAUGAAAGCAUGGCAAGGAUCCAGUUUAGACGCCAGAUAGGCGCGGAGGAAGUCUCUGCUACGCGCGUCGACGAGCAGUUUGAGCGCUUCAUGAAGAGCUUCAAGAAGCCUUCCUCAUUGCCUGGUGCGCCGGCGCAGGUAGCGCAGAAGCUAAACAUCGAUGGUAACGCGCCAUGGAAGGCAUUCACUCCGUCGAAAUAG